This is a messenger RNA of Exserohilum turcica Et28A, 472 nucleotides long. RefSeq lists its product as uncharacterized. The record is from RefSeq and is a predicted model, not a curated record. Lineage: Eukaryota; Fungi; Ascomycota; Dothideomycetes; Pleosporales; Pleosporaceae. The transcript has a single exon. The coding region runs from base 9 to 287 and encodes 92 amino acids.
AAGACUCAAUGACGUUUGAGACGACCGAGUGUCUGUGUGUUUGUCUGUGUGUUUGUCUGUGUAAGCGAGGCGCAGUCUUAUUACAGUACACAUGGAGAGUCAGGACAGCCUUGCAGCAGGCAUCCGUCCGACUAGCAAUUCUACGAGAUUGCACAACUCGACGCUCAGACCCUGUCCCGUCUGCCCUCACGGUGCUUCACAGCCUGUCGCAUGUUAUGGAGAGGGUGGACGAGUGUGCGCACAUACACACGCAUUACAUGGACGGCUCUCUCGGCCUCGGUCAUUGAGUGGUUGAAUGCCUGGGUGGGGACUUGGAAAAGAGGAGGCAUAGGAAACAGGCACAGGCGUAUCUGCUCCCCACUUGUUUCUCCACGGUCUUGUAGCGACUUGGGCAAGACAGGACAGGGAUGAGAGAGACAAUGAGAGAAGGAAAAGCAGCAAAUGUUACGGCCGCAUUUGGUCCCUCUCAAAC